Glarea lozoyensis ATCC 20868 is the source of this 645-nucleotide messenger RNA. Its product is annotated as Acyl-CoA N-acyltransferases (Nat). Lineage: Eukaryota; Fungi; Ascomycota; Leotiomycetes; Helotiales; Helotiaceae. The record is from RefSeq and is a predicted model, not a curated record. The coding region runs from base 1 to 645 and encodes 214 amino acids. Gene Ontology annotation, molecular function: acyltransferase activity, transferring groups other than amino-acyl groups. The transcript has a single exon.
AUGACGGAGUCCCAAACCUAUUCCACGCCAGAAGGCACACCUUAUAUCCCCAUCCAAACCAAAUCAGCAGAGCAAAUAUACCUCACCUCGCUCUUCAAAUCCGACGCCCAAAACAUGACCAACCUAAUGAGUACCGAGUCUGUAGCCCUCGCCCUCAUCAGUCCCCCAUGGCCUUACACCAUAGCCAACGCCGAAUGGUGGAUCAACAACAGCCUAUCUGGAAAAGGAGACUUACCUAUCUGCGCUAUACGCGCUGGCAACCCAGGACCAGAGGGAAAGUAUAUCGGUGGCCUCGGUGUCAUUCCCCAGGACCCAACGGGCUUCUACCAUCUCCCCGGUCGCAAACCUGAAGGCUGGGAAGGGGAGCCGGGAAGUCGUAACGUCGAGAUUGGAUAUAGUCUGCUUCCUGAGUAUCAGGGUCGAGGCAUCAUGCGUCCGGCUGUUAGGGCUGCGGUCGCCUGGGCGAGGAGGGAGUGUGGCGUCCAAGAUGCGAUUAUUGUGGUUGCGGAGGGGAAUGAGAAGAGUAGGGCGGUGGUGGAGGGGAUGGAGGAGUUUGUCAAGAUGGAGGGGUCGAAGUGGGAGACUUGGCCGGAGAGUAAGGGGGGGAUGAGGAGGGAGUGUUGGAGUUGGGUUUGGAAAGCUUGA